AUGCUGCCAAUAUCUUCAUAUGCAAGUGAGAGGGUGAAUACAGAAAAUGAACAGCACAUACAACCAGAAGUGGUGCAAGAUAACUACAAAGAACCUUCUAACCAGAAAGUGUGGUCCCUUCUUGACCUACCAGAUGAAGUACUCGAGCUUAUCACUUCAUAUCUUAACCAACUUACUGUUCUUGAAAUAGGAUUAACCAAUUCAAGAAUGAACAACUUAGCAACUAGAAAACUCUACAGAAAUAUCUAUGUUAACAAUGGCCCAUCUCCAAUUUUGAUCGCAAGAACGCUACACACAUCGUUUUAUAUUCAAUACACUGUGAUUAACAACUUGAAGAACUUUAAACAGAUAUGUUCCAAUCUUAACAUGAAGCACAUCCACAAAGUUAUGUUCUAUCUGGAUGCAAUCUUCCAAGACUUGAUUCCCCUUGUCUGUCUUCUAUCUACAAAAGUGGUUCUCGAGUUUGAGAACAAAGUCUCUUAUGAUACCAUAGUAUUUGAUCAUUCAGAUUUAUACAUAUCGAAAGUAUUGAAGGUACCACCUGUAUCCAUGCCUUGUAUUAACAAAUUCACAGUUGAUUGUUCAACGGAUGUUGACCUAUCAAUAUUAUUAUACUUGCCCAACUUGAAAACAAUCGAAAUCUCGAAAGCAAAUAGUGAAACAAUUUCACGAUUUGAUGCCAUUAAGGAUAUUUCACUUAAAAUAAAAAACUUUUCUAUUUCCUUGCUUGAGAUGGUUGACAUAAGAUUCAUAGAGAAGUUUUUCAAACUUGAUCAAAUAAUAUUUUUCCAACUUCAUAUAUGUGAACCAGAGAAUUUCAACUAUAUUUUUAAUAUGCAGUUACUACUUGUGUUUGUACGAAUGAAAAGACUAAAACAUUUAGCAUUAUCAAACUUUCCCUUUGAAACAAAUAAUAUAAUCAGUGCAAUCCAGAGCGAUUUGCAGAGUUUAUUUCUACGAUUCAAUACCGAGUUUGAACAGACUCCAUUUUCCGUGCUCCAAGUUAUAUACAGUCACAAAGCACUUGCAAGGAUAUGCUUGACAAUAGAGGAACCUGUAAAUGAAUUCUGGAGUUUGCAGGACUUUGGGAGGGUUUACAAGCAUGAAAGCACGAAAAUUAAUGUUGAUUGUAUGGAAACACUUGAUAAAUUUCGAUUAGCUGUGAAGCAUGGGUUAUGUCCAAAAUUGAAUCAAGUUAUUUUAAAUCAAGGCUACUAUUCUGUAGAGAGGUAUUCAGAUGGAUCAUCCGACUUUGUCAAAUACUAG
Molecule: messenger RNA, 1266 nt
Organism: Spathaspora passalidarum NRRL Y-27907
Lineage: Eukaryota; Fungi; Ascomycota; Pichiomycetes; Serinales; Debaryomycetaceae
Exons: 1
Coding region: 1-1266 (421 amino acids)
Molecular function (GO): protein binding
Source: RefSeq, a predicted model, not a curated record